Lepus europaeus (European hare) is the source of this 405-nucleotide messenger RNA. RefSeq names its product histone H2B type F-M-like. The record is from RefSeq and is a predicted model, not a curated record. Lineage: Eukaryota; Metazoa; Chordata; Mammalia; Lagomorpha; Leporidae. The transcript has a single exon. Gene Ontology annotation, cellular component: nucleosome. Bases 1 to 405 code for a protein of 134 amino acids. Gene Ontology annotation, biological process: nucleosome assembly. Gene Ontology annotation, molecular function: protein heterodimerization activity; DNA binding; structural constituent of chromatin.
AUGGCUGAGCCCUCGCCUCAGAGGACCUGUGAGGAGAGCAUGGUCAGCCAGGAGCCCAAGAAGGCACCGUCACCCUCCAGGAGGCGGGUGGCCCCCCGGCGGGCCUGCCGCCGCCCCCCGAGUUGGGACCUCAGCUUCGCCCCCUAUUUCUCCAGGAUCCUGAGGAGGCAGAAUGAGAACCUCACCCUGUCCCGCAAGGCCAAGAGCCUCCUGGACACGCUCCUGAAGGAGCUCUUGGAGCGCAUCCUCAACGAGGCCGCCCAGCUGGUCCGCGAAAAGCAGCGAGUGACCCUCAGCUUUGUGGAGAUCCAGAGCGCGGUGGGCCGCCUGCUGCCCCGCGAGCUGUACCUGUCUUUGGACAUCCAGGCCAUCGACACCCUCCUGGAGCACAGCAGCCACAGCUGA